UUCCCACAAAAUUUGUCAUUUAUUUCAUCUGUUGUGUCUAUAUAUUGUCAAAAUUCAUGAGACCUUGUUUCUUGUUUGCCAAAACGUGGGAAAAAAAAAAAAGAAAUCGGAAUUCUAGAGGCAUGAGCUGUAAAAUUUAGCUUGCUUUAGGGCAACUUUCUGUGCUAAUGUUGUCUGCCACAUACUUGCUUGGUGCCCUUGGGGUUUAUUGUCUUUUCCUUAUCCUCUAUUCAUGAAUUAUUAGUCAGAGAUCCAACUUUUAGUAAACCUGAUUCAGAAAAACCAAAUCUAUUCAGAGUCAUUGAUCUGAAACCUGUGAUCUGGAUACUGUUCCAUCCUUGAAUCUAUCCAUGCCCCUUUUCUCUCUUUUGCACACCUGAAGGUAAGAUUGGCCCCUAGAUCUGUAAUCUUUUAUUUUGGACUUUCAUCAGCUUGUUGGAUCCAGGUUCUUCCAAACAGAAACGAGAUGGCUUCACAUGUCCAUUCCUGUGCACGUGAGAGACAUCCAUUUGUCCUCGAUAAAAAUGAGUCCUUGAGGUGUCAGCCAAGGCAUGUUCCAUCGUCCAAAGUUUGUUGUUGUUUGAUCCAUGUUAAAAUAUGCACUGUCUCACGUGUUUUCACAUGCAAAUCAGGUCUUCUAAAAGUAGUUUUAUCGAUAAUUGAAUCUUUCAAGCAUUUCAAUAUCAGGGCUUAAAAUGAAAAGCUGUGAACUCAGAAAAACCAAAUUCUACUAAAAUGCAAUACUCACUUUUGGGAUAAGAAAAUCUUCAAAACCUUCUGUAUUUAUUCUUUUGUUCUUUCGAGUUGAGAUCCAAAACUAGUUGACUUCCAUGGACAACCUAGAUUUUCAGUGUAGGAUGUGCAAUGACGAUGAUCAUGGCUGGUACUUUUGGAAAGAGUGGAGCUUGUCAGCUUAGGAUUUUCAUGGCAAAUUUGACCUAUGAAUCUCUAGCCUUCCUUUCAUGCCCCAGCUUUUCGUUGCAUGGACAUAUGUUCCAUAGAUCGAUAUCAUCUUCCUUUUUCCUGUUCUUUCUUUUAUGUUUCAAAAUCUAAAUCAUUUCUACUCAUCAAAGUUGCUUGAAAGAAUACCCUUUUGCCUCUUUUAUAACAAUAGGUUUUUGUUAAGACUUCGACAGGAAAAUUACAUUUGCCUAUCAGAACCCGUGUUUUCUGAUAGAUAGUGAUAUAAGUCUUCCCUUAUCUCUAUUUUUUUUUUUUUUAAAUUUUCAGUCAUUGAAAUUCAUCUCUAAUUGGCUUAUUGCAUGUGGAUUUCACCAAGUUGUCUAAUCUCAUCAAGUUGGUUCCCACGUAGGCAGCUGAGUUGGCAAUGGCAAUUCACAUGUUCUGUCUAGAAAAUCUUCAUGAGAGCAAGGAAUUUUGAUCAUCAUAUCAUAAUUUACAUGAAGGAAAACGUUAGAAAAUUGGGGCCUAAUUUUUGUCAAUGGAGGGUCCCCAAACGCGACCUUACCCAAUUCUUUGUUAUGGUAGGGCAGGAAUGUCUAUAAAUCAGCCAAUGCAUGCAUGUGUUUGUGCAUAUGCUUUAUGUAUUUCUCUUUUCUGGUUCCAUCAGGCGUUGAUGAGACUGAUUUCUGCAAUACGAACCUCUCUAUUGUGUUCUAGUCCCUCAAUAGUACUAUGACUUUAUCAUAAAAUAUGCAAUAAAGGUCCAAAUUGUAGUUAAACAGAAUUUAUAGAUGCUACUGCUAAUGUUUAUGUAAAAUGCAGUGAUUCCAAUCUUGAUUUUGUUCGCGAAAAAGGGCAGCAGAAGCAAUUUAAGAGUGCAGAAAAACUCAAUCGGGGGUUGAUUUUGGCACAUUAGCUGCUCAUAUUUUCUAUCAAUAAAGAAAUUAACCAAGAAAGAUGACAAACAAUGGUACCACAAUCAAGGACAAAGUAAUGUUGUGCAUUCCCGUUCCUGGUCUGUGAAUUCUAAGCAACUUUGUUCCAAACUUGAGGACCAUAUGCACAAAAUGUUUGUGUGUCCAUGAUCUACCGAGGCAUUCAUGGGAUAGGAGAAUGAAUAUCACAGAGCUAGCAUCAUCCAAUUGCUACACAUGUAUCUAGAUAAGGAACAAAUUAAGUGUCCUGUCAAAGCACAUGUAUGAUGGACUUGUAUGCAUAUUUUUCAGCAUAUAAAAGCAGGUUUGAAGGCCCCAAAGUUCUAUAAACUAUAUGAGUGGUGGCUCUGCAAUCAACGGCAACUGAAAACUUGGGGAUAGAUAGCCACCCCCUAAUCAGUCGAAUCAAAGCCCAAGGCUAGGUGGUUACCAAACAGCUGGAACCAGAUAAAAAUAUACAAUAUCUUUGUCAUCCUCAAGAAUCCUGUCUUUGAGAGUCUUUGAAGAAAAAGCAAAAAAAGCACUUAUUUUUAAACCUUUUUUCUUUUGUGUAUGGAUCCAAAAUAUUCACUCUCUCGCAGUGAGCUCUUUUUUUAAUUGGUCAGUUAUGUUGAACUGAUUGCCUAUUGACAUGGCAUCUCUGAUCAGUAAGCUCUACUUGAGAGCUUUAUUCUUGUUCAUCUGGCUACUUGUUGCUUCACUUGGACGGAACUUGCUGAGCUGUGAAACUACAUCUCCAGAUGCAUCCGGGUACCGUUGCAGUGUAAAUGGAUCAGCGGAUCAAUGUGGCACGUUUGCAGUGCUUCGGACUAAUUCAUGCUACUCAUCUCUUUCCAAUCUGAGCUUUUAUUUAGGCCUCAACAAAUUUGCAAUUGCUGAAGCUAAUGGCUUCUCUGCACAAACAGAGUUUCUGCCAAGAGAUCAGCCUUUGUUGUUGCCAAUUGAUUGUAAAUGCAACAAUGGUUUCUUCCAUGCCGAUUUAACAAAAAAUACAAUCAAAGGGGAGAGUUUUUAUGAUAUUGCUGAGUCACUGGAAGGCUUGACAACUUGCAAAGCUAUUCGAGAGAAGAAUCCUGGUGUCUCACCAUGGGGUCUUGAUGACAAAGUUCGGAUACUGAUACCAUUAAGAUGCUCAUGUCCAUCAGCAUCUGAAGUCACUUCAAAAGCAAGGCUCGUACUUUCUUACCCUGUAAGUCAAGGUGAUACGAUUUCUAACUUGGCUAUUGCCUUCAAUACAACUUCAGAAGCUAUAAUAUCUGCCAAUAACAGAUCUUUAGGGGCCUUCGAACCUGAAAGUUUAGUACCCCUUACAUCUCUUUUGAUUCCGCUCAAUGGUAAGCCUCUUCUUGGUUCACUAGCAAAACCUAGUGAGCCUAGUCUGCGUUUUCCUGAAACCAGCAUCCCAAUACUUAAUCCUCAUAAGAAGAAGUCAAGGAUGUGGAAAGUCGGAGUUUAUAUUGCUUUAAGUGGAAUCGUAGUUGGAGCUAUCAUUGCUGUUGCAGCAACCUUAUUGCUGAUCCAAUUGAAAAGGAAGAAGAAGCAAAAUUUAAGCAAGGAUGCAGAUGUGGAACUGCAGCAGCUUAGUUUAAGUGUAAGAACUGCAAGUGAGAAGAAAGUCUCUUUUGAGGGAUCCCAGCAGGAUGCUCUAGAUGGUCAGAUCAUUGGCAGUGUUACUCCCCGAAAGGCGCAGGUGGACAUGUACACCAUAGAGGAGCUUAGAAAAGCUACUGAGGAUUUCAAUCCGAGUAAUCAGAUAGAAGGAAGUGUGCAUCAUGGUCGUCUCAAUGGUAAAAACUUGGCGAUAAGGGGCACAAGAACAGAAAUUAUUUCAAAGGUUGAGCUUAAACUCUUUAAUGAUGCAAAUCAUCAGCACCCAAACAUAAUUAGACUGUUGGGGACCUGUGUGACUGAGGGCUCCAGUUCGUUUUUAGUCUUCGAAUAUGCUAAAAAUGGCUCCUUGAAGGACUGGCUACAUGGUGGAUUGGCAAUGAAAAAUGAGUUCAUAGCCUCCUGUUAUUGCUUUUUGACAUGGAAGCAGAGGCUGAGGAUCAGUCUUGAUGUAGCAGUGGCAUUACAAUAUUUGCAUCAGAUUAUGAAUCCAUGCUAUGUUCAUAGAAAUGUCAAGAGCAGAAAUAUCUUCCUGGAUGAAGAUUUCAACGCAAAGAUAGGAAACUUUGGUAUGGCAAGGUGUGUUGAAGAUGAUAUCAAGUAUCCUGAUCUUUCAACUAACCCCGCCACUUGGAGCCUGGGUUAUCUAGCUCCUGAAUAUCUUCAUCAAGGCGUGAUUUCCCCAGGUAUUGACAUUUUUGCUUAUGGGAUAGUUUUGCUUGAGAUUUUAUCCGGGCAAACACCAAUAAGCAGACCUGAUAAGAAGGGUGGAGGGAAUGUUUGGCUUUCAGAGAAAAUCAGGUCCAUAUUGCAGUCAGCAAGUGCAGAUGCGCUAAGGGAAUGGAUGGACAGUGCAUUAGGGGAGAAUUACUCAUUUGAUGCAGCUGUCACAUUGGCAAAUCUUGCAAGAGCUUGCACAGAAGAAGAUCCCUCUUCGAGACCAAAUGCCGGAGAGAUUGUUGAGAAGUUAUCGAGAUUGGUGGAAGAAUCACCAGAAGGGGAAAAUAUGUUGAUCUGUGAAAGCUCUUGCAAACCUUUGGUAAAUGCAUCAUCAACAACCAAUCUGUGAAUAAUCUAUUAAUGGAUCCAAAAUAGCCACUUUUAGUUCUAAUUUUUCAGCUGUUUCGAAAUGUUUUGCAGUCCUUGGCUCGUAGCCUCUUGUCUUCUUGAUAAGAGUAGUGGGAUCCUGUAAAUAUGUAAUUAAGAAACUGAAUUGGACAAACAAGGCAGGUUUCUACUUUGUAGUUUGUAUUCUCUACAUUUCCUGAAAUAAUAAAUCAU
Messenger RNA from Durio zibethinus, 4727 nucleotides. It is a transcript of the gene LYK2, whose product is annotated as Protein kinase superfamily protein. Gene Ontology annotation, biological process: protein phosphorylation. Gene Ontology annotation, molecular function: ATP binding; protein kinase activity. NCBI's taxonomy places the organism in Eukaryota, Viridiplantae, Streptophyta, Magnoliopsida, Malvales, Malvaceae. The record is from RefSeq and is a predicted model, not a curated record.